Messenger RNA from Fonsecaea nubica, 1818 nucleotides. RefSeq lists its product as hypothetical. Gene Ontology annotation, molecular function: transmembrane transporter activity. Gene Ontology annotation, biological process: transmembrane transport. The record is from RefSeq and is a predicted model, not a curated record. Bases 1 to 1818 code for a protein of 605 amino acids. The transcript has 5 exons. NCBI's taxonomy places the organism in Eukaryota, Fungi, Ascomycota, Eurotiomycetes, Chaetothyriales, Herpotrichiellaceae.
AUGGCUGCUCACAGUGGUACUACGGAGUCUACAGGCCCUCAUACUGGUGCGAUCCCCACCCGGAUUGCCACCGACUCCAAAUCGCAGAACGAAUUUGAGCUCGAGGAGGAGGAGUAUUCCGAGCAGCACCAAGUCAAUCUCACUUUUGAUGAGGAAGAGGCUGAACCCGAGCUUCACGCACGGACUUGGAUCGCCCUCGCCGCGAUGAACGUGUUGGUUUUCACUCAGGUCCUGGCGCUUCAGGGCCCUCCGGCAGUGUUGACCUACAUCGGAACGGAUUUGCACAACACCACCACCCAGACCUGGGUCGUCAAUGCUCUGUCACUGGUCCAGGCGGUAGUAGGACCUAUCCUGUCCACCGCAUCCGAUGCCUUCCAGGCCCGAAAGCUCCUCCUCGUGGGCACUUGCGCCCUCGCUUUCAUCGGGGCAUGCAUUGCUCCCGGGUCAGAAAAUAUCUACCGACUGAUUGGAGCGAGCAUCUUGAUCGGGUUUGGCUUUGCAGCAGUCCCUCUGGGGUAUGCUGUGCCUGCGGAAAUCCUCCCUCGUCGAUGGCGACCCAUGGCCCAAGCGGCAAUGAACGCCUCGGCGCUCCUCGCCACGGUUGUAGGCCCGUUGACCAUCGGAGCACUCAUCAAACGCGAUACGCACAGCGGUUGGCGUGACUUCUAUUGGUUUCAGGCGGCCUUAUGGGGCACCAACGUGGUUUCAGUCCUGUUCGCAUAUCGACCUCCCAAGCGACACACGGAGCUGGACAACCUCCCCUGGUGGCACAAAAUCAGACGUCUUGACCUUGUCGGAUGCGGCAUCCUGAUGGUCGGGCUCACCCUGUUCCUCACAGGUACAAGCCUAGGAGGCGGCCAGUAUACCUGGGUCGACGCCCGCACUCUUUCUCCGUUGAUCAUUGGGAUUUUGGGCCUCGUCGCUUUCGGCCUCUACGAGUGGAAGGGCACUACGACUGGCAUUGUGCACCACGAUCUCUUCGGCGCGGGCAAGGCAAACGCGAGGACAUUCAUCUUAUGCACAUUCCUCAUCUUUGUGGAAGGCCUGUGUAUAUUCGCCUUUGCUAUUUUCUAUCCUAUCAUGUCUCAAAUCCUCUUCACAACCGAUCCUAUUCUCGUCGUUCUUCGAUCCCAGGCGGCUUGGAUCCCAGCACUACUUUCGACCGUUCUUUGGGGCUACGCCAGUACUCACUUUCGCACGAUUCGAGAGCCAUUGCUGGUCGGCAACGUGAUCAUGACGGCAGGCAUGGUAGGGCUUGCGACUGUCCAACCAGGUCAAUCGACCAACGCCAUUGCCUUUGCUUGUGUCGCCGGUGUCGGCUUCGGAGCGCCUCUCGUUCUCACCGUCAGUGGCGCACAGCUGGUCGUCCCACAUAAAGUCCUGGCGACCGCCUCGGCGGUAACGACAACUGCACGCGCCAUCGGCGUCGCCAUCUUCACCGCCAUCUUCACGGCCGCUUUCAACACACGACUCAAGCACUACCUGCCCAAGUAUAUCAUAGCCGCGUCCCAAGCCUCUGGACUUCCCGAUCCUUCGAUCCCAGCCUUCCUCGAAGCACUGACGACAGGUCAGACCGCCACGCUGGCCACCGUCCCAGGUGCCACCCCGGAAAUCAUUGCCCAAGGCUUCAGCGCCUUGCAGCAGGCCUACGCGGACUCGAUCCGGGUGGUGUUCAUCAUCGCCGCUCCAAUUGGUCUCGUGGGCAGCAUCGCGUGCUUGUUCCUCGGCGACCUGAAGAAGACGAUGAACUAUCGGGUCGAUGCGCCGGUCGAAGAGCUGCAUGCGAAGCGGGAUCGACACACUAAAACAGAGACGUAG